CUCUCUCUCUCUCUCUCUCUCUCCAAAUCACCAGCUUGCAGUAUUGUGGCCCUUCCCACAAUGGAUACUUUUCGCUUCCUCAAAUACUGGAAAACUCACGGUGUCUUCCCGGUUAACGCCUGUUCUACUCCACGCAUGACCAUUACUUCAACGAUUCCCACCGCCGUGAGUCAUCAUCACCCAUCAUCAACCGACAUAUCACCGGAGGAAGACCACAAAACAAAGCACGAAACCAUUGUCUCUACGGGAGACGAUGACAGCGACGGUGAGAAGGAGAGAGAUGAGUUCUUCAAAUUCACAGAACCGAUUGACCUUUACUUCAAAGCCAACGAGGAAUCGCGAUCAUCUGCGGUGAAAUCGGCCAUGAAGCUUAGAACACUGAUGUGGAAGCUGAAGAAAUCGAAGGGAGAUGAAGCAGAAAAGAUAGAGUUUGAUGAUUCUGUCUUAACCACAGCGAAUCAAACGCAGAGAAAGUUAAUGACGGCGGAAUUGAGAGUGAAAGAAGUAACCAAGUAUGAGAAGCUAACUCAGACACCUGACUCACGUAGGCUGGUCCGGACACCUAGUUAUCAAAACAAAGAAGAAGUAACCGAGUUCGAGAAGCUAGCCUGGACACCUAGUGUGCUUAGAUUGAUCCGAACACUUAGUUAUCGAAACGAAGAAGCAACCAAGCUCGAGAAGCUAGCUUGGACACCUAGUGCGCUUAGACUGGCCCGAGCGCCUAGUUAUCGAAAUGAAGAAGAAGUAACCAAGUUCGAGAAGCUAGCAUGGACACCUAGUUUACUUAGACUGGUCCGAACACCUGGUUAUCAAAAGAAAGAAGAAGUAACCAAGUCCGAGAAGCAGCACAUCUCAAAGGAAUCGGGUCCAAACCAAACCCGAUUUUCUUCGGAUUUGGUGCAGAAAUAUAUAGAAAAGGUUAAACCUAUGUACAUUGGAGCAUCGAAGCGCUACAACGAGAAAAAAGUGAGGCUUGCAGCACAGCUGAGGAUAAAAUCGCCAAGAGAAACGAGGUCCGGACAAUCUCCGCCUGCCAUGUUGUAUACUAGAAAGUCAACGGCGGAGAAAAGACGGUCCAGGCAACAUGAGAUGACGGAAGCGCCGCCCCGGCCGGUGGUUUUGAAGAAUUGGAAACAGGGGAAUUUACCGGCGAGGCUGCGGGUGGGACGUAAGCAUGUGGGGAAGGGACGAUCAGCGAGUUCUGGGUUUACUCAGGAAAAAAUGCGAGACGACUCGGUGUUGGACAAAGAGGAUGGGAUUCAGAGCGCCAUUCUGCAUUGCAAGAGAUCGCUCAAUGGGUCCAGAGGUAUAUCAUCCGUUCUUUGACUUCUUCUUUUUUGAACUUUUGGUGACGAAGAAACCACCCCACUGUAACGCCA
Rhododendron vialii is the source of this 1379-nucleotide messenger RNA. Its product is annotated as probable membrane-associated kinase regulator 2. The record is from RefSeq and is a predicted model, not a curated record. Gene Ontology annotation, cellular component: plasma membrane. Bases 61 to 1326 code for a protein of 421 amino acids. NCBI's taxonomy places the organism in Eukaryota, Viridiplantae, Streptophyta, Magnoliopsida, Ericales, Ericaceae. The transcript has a single exon.